Messenger RNA from Polyodon spathula (Mississippi paddlefish), 2727 nucleotides. Its product is annotated as serine/threonine-protein kinase H1-like. Lineage: Eukaryota; Metazoa; Chordata; Actinopteri; Acipenseriformes; Polyodontidae. The transcript has 3 exons. Gene Ontology annotation, molecular function: protein kinase activity; ATP binding. Gene Ontology annotation, biological process: protein phosphorylation. Bases 509 to 1777 code for a protein of 422 amino acids. The record is from RefSeq and is a predicted model, not a curated record.
UUGUGUAGUUGUGGGUCCAAGAUCGGAAAGAGCCGAGUUCUUUCCAAAAAAAUCUUUUCACUCAAAAAUUGAGGGGGGUGGUUUAAGACCUAAAUUAAAAACAAAAACAAACAAACAAAAAACACUUGAAGCAGAUAAAAAAAGAGCUUUGAGUAUUUUAAUUGUAUAUCCAGGCAACAUAGAAACUAAAACGGGGUAGGCCUUUCAACGCCGUUUAUAAAACAUGUUAUUAUUAAUAGUUUAGGAGGAAAGACGGAAGAGAAAUCAUUUUAGAAAAAUGUAGAAACGAAAAAUGGAGAGUAAGAAGCAGAGAAGAGAGGGGAGAGAGAGAGGCAGGGAGAAGCUGGGCCAUUAAGAAACACACCUGAUUGUAAACGGAUGUAAACCCCGAAGGCUAAAGAUUUAAAAAAAAGCAAAACUGCUACGUCUAAUAACGAAGCCACUCCAGACUAGAAAAUGGCACUACGGUAACCAUGCCCUCUUGGACCAGCGACGUGAUCAUUACGUGAUGGGCUGCGGGGCGAGCAAAGUACUUCCUGAGCCGCCCAAGGAUGUCCAGCUGGACCUGGUCAAGAAGGUGGAGCCCUACACAGGCCAGACAACUGACAAGUACAAGCACUUCAUCAAGGACGAUGGCAGCGGGGGCAAGGCUGUUAAUAAGAUGGGCUCUCCCUCCCCACCACAGGCCACCAACAACCCCUACCCUGGAGGACCGGUCAAUGGUCACCCGGACCCAGGCGACCCCAGAAGGAACAAGGUGGCUAAGUACCGGGCCAAGUUCGACUCUCGGGUCACGGCCAAGUACGAUAUCAAAGCCCUGAUCGGCCGUGGGAGCUUCAGCAGGGUGGUGCGGGUGGAGCACAAGAGCACCAAGCAGCCGUACGCCAUCAAGAUGAUCGAGACCAGGUACAGGGAGGGCCGGGAGGUGUGCGAGUCCGAGCUCAACGUGCUCCGCAGGGUGCGGCACACCAACAUCAUCCAGCUCAUCGAGGUGUUCGAGACGCAGGAGCGUGUCUACAUGGUGAUGGAGCUAGCCACCGGCGGGGAGCUGUUCGACCGCAUCAUCGCCAAGGGCUCCUUCACAGAGCGGGAUGCCACGCGAGUCCUGCAGAUGGUCCUGGAUGGGGUGAAGUACCUGCACACCUUGGGAAUAACACACCGCGACUUGAAACCAGAGAACCUGCUCUACUACCACCCGGGCAGCGACUCCAAAAUCAUGAUCACAGACUUCGGUCUGGCCAGCACCCGUAAAAAAGGGGAUGAUUGCCUUAUGAAAACGACUUGCGGCACACCUGAGUAUAUUGCCCCCGAGAUCCUUGUGCGGAAGCCCUACACGAACGCUGUGGAUAUGUGGGCGCUAGGCGUGAUCUCUUAUAUACUGCUUAGUGGGACCAUGCCAUUUGAAGAUGAUAAUAGGACACGGUUAUACAGGCAGAUAUUGAAGGGAAAAUACAGUUACUCCGGGGAGCCCUGGCCGAGUGUUUCCAACCUUGCCAAGGACUUUGUUGAUCGUGUGGUCACUGUCGACCCCAACGAGAGGAUGACAGCCAGCCAAGCCUUGAAGCACCCCUGGAUCGUGACCAUGGCUGCCUCCUCUUCUAUGAAGAACCUGCACCGCUCCAUUUCCCAGAACCUCCUGAAGAGGGCGUCGUCUCGCUGUCAGAGCACCAAGUCUGCCCAGUCCACCCGCUCCAGCCGCUCCACUAAAUCCAACAAGUCGAGGCGCGUGCGGGAGCGCGAACUGCGGGAACUCAACCUGCGCUACCAGCAACAGUAAGAGGGAGGGCUGAGAGAGAACUGCAGGAACUCAAUCUGCGCUACCAGCAACAGUAAGAGGGAGGGCUGAGAGAGAACUGCAGGAACUCAACCUGCGCUACGAGCAACAGUGAGAGAGAGAACUGCAGGAACUCAACCUGCACUACCAGCAACAGUGAGAGAGAGGGCUGAGAGAGAACUGUAGGAACGCUACCUGCACUACCAGCAACAGUGAGAGAGAGGGCUGAGAGAGAACUGCAGGAACUCAACCUGCACUCCCAGCAGCAGUGAGAGAGAGAGGGCUGAGAGAGAACUGCAGGAACUCAACUUGCACUAGCAGCAGCAGUGAGAGAGAGGGCUGAGAGAGAACUGCAGGAACUCAACCUGCACUCCCAGCAGCAGUGAGAGAGAGGGCUGAGAGAGAACUGCAGGAACUCAACCUGCACUCCCAGCAGCAGUGAGAGAGAGAGGACUGAGAGAGAACUGCAGGAACUCAGUCUGCGCUACCAGCAGCAGUGAGAGAGAGGGCUGAGAGAGAACUGCAGGAACUCAACCUGUGCUACCAGCAGCAGUGAGAGAGAGGGCUGAGAGAGAACUGCAGGAACUCAACCUGCGCUACGAGCAACAGUGAGAGAGAGAACUGCAGGAACUCAACCUGCACUACCAGCAACAGUGAGAGAGAGGGCUGAGAGAGAACUGCAGGAACUCAACCUGCACUACCAGCAACAGUGAGAGAGAGGGCUGAGAGAGAACUGCAGGAACUCAACCUGCACUCCCAGCAGCAGUGAGAGAGAGAGGGCUGAGAGAGAACUGCAGGAACUCAACUUGCACUAGCAGCAGCAGUGAGAGGAAGGACUGAGAGAUUAGGGAGGAAUGACACUGCUCUUCCACUUGACCCUUUUUUAUUUUAUUUAACACUUUAGUUUAAGGAUCUCUUGUGUAUGUAUAAAUAAUCCAGUAAAUUAUCUAUAA